CCCAAUCCACCUCUCUGCUUUCUCUCUCUCUUUCUCGUGCAGCUCACGCAGCAGCCACGUACAUCUCUCUCUCUCACACCUCUUGUGCCAAGCACGCGGCACCACCGGCCACCGGAGGAGGAGGAGAAGGAGCUUCGGCGGGUGGCUGGCCGGAGGAGGAUGCCACGGCGAGCAGGGGCCACCCGUUGUUGAUGCGACGUUCCCAAUGGCGUCGCGCAGCGCCGCGCUCUGCUUCUCCGCCGCGGCCACUGGCGGCGGCGGCGGCAGGGGCAGGAGCCGGAGGCGCUUCUUGGUCGUCUGCUGCAACGGCGGCCGGAGAUCCGACCUGCUCUCUUCCUCCCUGGCGGCCAAGGUGCUGGGCGCGCCGACGACCUUCGACGCGGCGAAGCUGACGGUGCAGCACGCCGCCGGUCCCGCAGCGUUCCCGAGGGCCUACACCCUGAGCCACUGCGACUUCACGGCGAACCUGACACUGGCAGUGUCGGAGACCAUCACGAGCGAGCAGCUCCGGCAAUGGGGGUGGCGGCGCGACGACGUGUUCGCCGAGUGGAAGGAGAUGACCUGCACCGGCGGGCCGGGCGGCGGGGAGAUGACGCUGCACCUGCACUGCCACGUGAGCGGGCCCAACCCGCUGCAGGAGCUCGCCGCCGGCUUCCGCUACUACGUCUUCUCCAAGGAGCUGCCGCUGGUGCUCAAGGCGGUGGUGCACGGCGACGCCGCCCUCUUCGCCGCCCGGCCCGAGCUCCUGGACGCCCGCGUCUGGGUGCACUUCCACUCCUCCUCCCGCAAGUACAACCGCAUCGAGUGCUGGGGCGCCCUCCGCGAGGCCACCAAGAGGAGUCUGCUGGAUGGGGAGCUCAUCGACGAGCUCCAGAGCGAGAUCACCAAGCGACGAAGAACAUGGAACAUAUUCAACGCCCUCGUCUCGUUUCUGCUAUGAUCGGAUCGGAUCUCCGAUCCGGUAAUCCGGUCCGGGUAUAUAUGUGCAUGUACAUUGAGAAAGAUUUGAGAGAUAGAGUAAGCAAUGUGUUGCAUUGCUCGUGAGAAAGAGAGAAAGAAAGAAUUAUGCUUUCAUUUCAUUCUUUUGCUCUGUCUGGUCAUUCUUUGCCUUGUUGGCAAGAGAGGAGGAACUCUAGACACCAUUCUUCAGUUCUUGACAUGUACAUUACUGGCACUGCCAACCAAAUUGGUGCAUUCGUUCACCUUGUUAUAAGCAAGCAUUUGACCCCCUUGUUUAUCGAA
Molecule: messenger RNA, 1242 nt
Organism: Triticum aestivum (bread wheat)
Lineage: Eukaryota; Viridiplantae; Streptophyta; Magnoliopsida; Poales; Poaceae
Product: protein STAY-GREEN LIKE, chloroplastic
Exons: 3
Coding region: 206-940 (244 amino acids)
Source: RefSeq, a predicted model, not a curated record